This is a messenger RNA of Rosa rugosa (rugosa rose), 917 nucleotides long. RefSeq lists its product as uncharacterized. NCBI's taxonomy places the organism in Eukaryota, Viridiplantae, Streptophyta, Magnoliopsida, Rosales, Rosaceae. The record is from RefSeq and is a predicted model, not a curated record. The transcript has 2 exons. Bases 141 to 692 code for a protein of 183 amino acids.
UGCCCAUCUUAUAAGUAAAACCAUCAUCCAAUAGCAGUUGGAAGCAAGUCAAGAAUCACUUUGUGCAAGUGUGUGAUAUACUGAUCCAACCUUUACUCUUGAAUACUCUGUUUCUAAUUUCGAUCACUCUGCUGAAGAUCAUGGCUUUUAGAUCAAUGAAUCAGUGGCAACGAUUGUUGAGUGGGUUAAGAGGGUAUGCAACCUCAACCUUACCGAAGAUGAAAGCGUAUGCCCCAACUGCUAAUUUCACCGAGCAACAGAGCAGUAAGAAGCCAAGGGGAGAUUUCGUGCCCGUGUAUGUAGCUGUUGGGAUGAUAGCACUUUCAGUGGGGCUGGGACUCCACACUGCCAAGCAACAGCUCUUCUACAACCCCCACGUCUUUGUGAAGAAGGAGCGGCGGGAGAUGCUGCCGGAGGUGGUGGAGCCCGACCGUGUGGUGGAGGACGCUGAUAAGUUUUUUAACAAAUCCUUUUUCAGGAAGGUGGCUCAUGUUCAGGAGUUUGACAAUCCCAUAACAUCUGAUCCUACUCAUGGAGAUAUUUAUGCUCAGCGGCCACGUGCUGUGACUCUUAAAGAGGCCGGAGUAGAUCCUAAAGUGGUCGCCGAGGGACUGGAUCCUCGAAUCCGUGCGAGACUUGGAGUAGAUCCGAAAAAGGUCGUGGAAGAAGAUACUAAAGCAGCAGCUGCCUAAUGGAAUUACAAGCUCAGUUUUGUUGUUUCUUUUUCACUUCUGUUUUAACAAUUUCUGAUCUUGUUCUUUUGGCUUGUAUGGUUCUCUAGUGACUACCCUUUUCAUUUUUGCACAAUGGAGGAAUAGGGGAAGUUGCUCCAUUUGUAUGAUAGUGGUGGUUUGGUUACAGCAACUCUUUUAAAUGUGUAUAUAACUUCCUAUAAAAUGAAGCAACGCUGUUUAAUA